GCACGGUUGAUAUAAAUAUGAACUUGGAGGUCAUUUUUACAACUUCCGUCGUAUAUAUAUAUGCAUCACCAUCAGCUCAGUAGUGACUGCUUCCUCCAACGUUUUCAUUGCUCUCGCUCUCGCUCUCGCUCUCGCUCUCAUGGAAGAAGAAGAGCUUCAUACCGCCAACGCCACAAACUCCACAGAGGACCGUAAAACAUCAACCGAUGUCGAAAAUAAUGCGCUCUUUUACGAAUCCAACAUGUACUCCUCCGAGAUCGACAGCGCUUGCUCUACACCAUACGUCAGUGCACCGUCCAGCCCUGGCCGUGGCCUUGCAGGAGCAGGAGCAGGAGCAGGAGGAGGUGGAGGUGGAGGAUUCUUUUACAGUGCACCGGCCAGUCCAAUGCACUUCCUGCUGUCUUCGUCUUACUCGCACUCGCCUCCCGUGUCAACGGAGGCUUCCGUGCCUGCAGGUAAUUAUUCCGUCGAGUUUGAGUUCUCCGCUAGGUUUGGAACGGUGGAGUCGACGUCUACCGGAGUUAUGAGCUCGGCCGACGAGCUGUUCCUGAACGGCCAGAUCCGGCCGAUGAAGCUCUCCACUCACCUCCAGCGCCCUCAGGUGCUCGCUCCGCUCCUGGAUCUGGACGACGAAACCGAAUUAGGAGAUUCUGUGACGACUCUGACUGAGAAGUUUCCGAGAGGCCGCGACGUGAAAUGGAGGGACAGAUCUCAGCGUCGAAGAACCAGAUCUAUGUCGCCGCUGCGAGUGUCUUCCUUUGACUGGAACGAAAGUACUGAUGAAGAAGAUGAGAAAGCCGAGAAAAUUCACCACGCUUUAGGUGUCGAAGCUGUCGAGAGUAAGCAGAGUGAUGUGGCGUCGCGUGAAACGACGCCGUCUAUAUCGGCUUCGUCAUCCAGGUCAUCAUCGGCGAGCCGGAGCUCCAAGCGUUGGGUGUUCCUGAAAGAGUUCCUAUACAGAAGCAAAAGCGAAGGCAGCAAUAACGCUCACAAGUUUUGGAGCCACAUUUCGUUCUCGCCGGUGAAGGACAGGAAGGUUGCGACCCCGCCUGUAACUGAACCCAAAGGUAAAAUAGAGUGCAAGACUGGCAGCAACGCUGAGGAGAAGAAGGUGAAGAAAAGUGGGAAGCAACCGAGCAAGAAGGCCUCGAAUGGAGUGGGGGCAAAGCGGAGGGUGGUGGUGCCGCCUUCCGCGCACGAGUUGCAUUACAAGGCGAACAGGGCGCACGCGGAGGAGAUGAGGAAGAGAACGUUCUUGCCGUACCGGCAAGGCUUGCUGGGGUGCUUAGGUUUCAGCUCAAAGAGUUACAGUGCAAUGAAUGGUUUUGCUAGAGCUCUCAACCCUGUCUCUUCAAGGUAAAUCAACCAAUAUACAGAUUCCCCACCCCUUUUCAAUUUA
Molecule: messenger RNA, 1399 nt
Organism: Diospyros lotus (date-plum)
Lineage: Eukaryota; Viridiplantae; Streptophyta; Magnoliopsida; Ericales; Ebenaceae
Exons: 1
Coding region: 140-1360 (406 amino acids)
Source: RefSeq, a predicted model, not a curated record